This is a messenger RNA of Alternaria atra, 2607 nucleotides long. RefSeq lists its product as uncharacterized. The record is from RefSeq and is a predicted model, not a curated record. The transcript is spliced from 5 exons. Gene Ontology annotation, molecular function: UDP-glycosyltransferase activity; hexosyltransferase activity. The coding region runs from base 1 to 2607 and encodes 868 amino acids. Lineage: Eukaryota; Fungi; Ascomycota; Dothideomycetes; Pleosporales; Pleosporaceae. Gene Ontology annotation, biological process: carbohydrate metabolic process.
AUGGAACCGGAAAAAAGGCUUUCGAAUUUUGCCGAACUUCCCGGUGAUAUACCGAUAGGUCGCAGGUUCACAGGCCAUGAAAGUACAGAGAUAAAUCGUGAUCGAAAGCCUAUAAAGCUCAGCAGUUACCAGGAAUCUUCUUCGAUCAACGCAUCAGCGGACGCACCCGAUGAUGGAAAGCUCAAGGCCGGCAGCGAUGGGCGCAUCAACAUCGAUCUGAAUUCGAAAGCUGUGAGGACGCUUUCGCUGCUCUACGGUGAUGCUCUUAACGACAUACCGGAAGAUGCGCCACCAGAGUAUUCAGAAUUCCUAGACGGACCGGAUCGCUACAAGUCGUGGCCUGUUAAACUGAACAUUGUCAUCCAAGUUGUAGGCAGUCGAGGAGACGUCCAGCCUUUCAUCGCGCUUGGUGACGAGCUUCGGCGGUAUGGCCACCGAGUGAGGCUAGCGACCCACGACAUGUUCCAAGAUCUCGUGCGAGGCUCCGGUUCUGGACUAGAAUUCUACCCAAUCGGCGGUAAUCCUUCAGAAUUGAUGGCGUACAUGGUCAAAAACCCCGGUCUGAUUCCUAGUCUCGAGAGCUUGCGGGCUGGUGAGAUCAAGAAGAAACAGAUGAUGGUCAGGGAGAUGUUGGAAGGGUUCUGGAGGUCAUGCAUCGCACCAGACAUCAUGAGCCAUGAGCCAUUCGUGGCAGAUGCUAUCAUUGCCAACCCACCCAGCUUUGCACAUGUCCACUGCGCACAGGCUCUUGGAAUUCCCGUUCACAUGAUGUUCACUAUGCCAUGGACAAGUACGCGAGCAUUUCCACACCCACUAGCGAAUCUGAAAAACGCCGAGGGCAAACAAAGCGCUGCAAAUUACCUAUCAUAUGGGGUUGUCGAUUGGCUAACAUGGCAAGGACUUGGUGACGUUAUCAACCAAUGGCGCCAGACGCUGGACUUAGAGCAGGUGGGGAUGUUCGAUGGCCCUAGUCUUGCGACCACACUGAGCAUUCCCAUGACUUACUGCUGGUCUCCGGCUCUCGUACCGAAACCCUUCGACUGGCCGGCCCACAUAGACGUCUGCGGUUUCUUCUUCCGGGAUCCUCCUCAGUACGAGCCACCAGCUGAAAUUCGAUCCUUCAUUGAGAGUGGACCGCCACCUGUCUACAUAGGAUUCGGCAGCAUCGUUCUUGAAGACCCUCAAAGAAUUACCGCAGUCAUAUUAGAGGCUGUAAGAGCGAACGGAUUUCGUGCUAUCGUGUCCAAGGGAUGGUCAAAGUUGGGAGAUCACGGAGAGUCUCAUGAAGAUAUCAUCUUCAUUGGUGAUUGUCCACACGAGUGGUUGUUUCAGCAUGUGGCCGCAGUGGUGCAUCAUGGUGGCGCUGGAACGACUGCAUGUGGUUUGCUGAACGGCAAGCCCACGACUAUCGUUCCAUUCUUCGGAGAUCAACCAUUCUGGGGCCAGAUGGUAGCUGCUGCUGGUGCUGGUCCGAUGCCUAUUCCUCAACGGGACAUAACGGCCGAAAGCCUGUCUCAAGCGAUCAGAUUCUGUUUAUCACCUGAAGCGGCGAGCGCGGCUGCAGUCAUUGCACAGAAGAUGCAAUCUGAGAGAGGCGUCGAAGCUGCAGUUAUGUCUUUCCAUCGGAAUCUCCCAUUCAGAGACAUGUCUUGCGAUGUACUACCACACCUACCGGCAACUUUCUGCUUUGACAAGAAAGGCCACAGGAUGAAGCUUUCUUCCUUGGCUACAGAAGUUAUGACACUGAGAUUCUCAAAGGAUGCCAAACAUCUAAAAUUAUACGAGAGCAGACCCGUUGUCAUAGAGCCUCGCCGAUGGGAUCCCAUCUCCGGUGGAGCGUCCGCAGUCCUUGGCACUACAGUCGAUCUUGCGACAUGCGUCACAGGAGUUUUCACGAAACCAAUAACGGAGUAUCGAGACGAUCGCGACCGACGUGCCUACGAAGACUCAAAGCUAGAUGUUUCGGGAGCGUCCAAUACCAGUAUUAAUCAUAUCGACCAAUCGAAGCCGAUGUCUGACAGCGCAAGUGCUGAGACAUCAGCAAACAGCGUUGUUCCGAAACGUAAAGCCAUCUCAGCAGGUCAACUGGCAGGUGCGUCCGGAGCGAGCAUUGCCAUGUUUGCUCCAAAGGCCCUAAAGGGUAUGACAGUCGACAUUCCUCUCGCGAUUACCGAUGGUCUCAAGAAUGUGCCUCGACUCUACGGCGAAACACCUCGUGACCACGGGCCUGUGACAGGCUUCAAGAGUGGCGCAGCUGUUGCAGGCAAGACUUUCGCGUGGGGCUUCAUUGAUGGAGUGAGUGACGUUGUUGUAAAGCCAUACCAAGGUGCUCAGGAGGAAGGUUUCAAAGGCGCUGCAAAAGGGGUGGGCAAAGGAAUGGCUAGCAUGGUCACAAAGACCGGUGCUGGCAUGUUCGGUCUUUUUGGGUAUACAAGCGCAGGUAUCGCAAAAAGCUUGAGAACGGCAGUCUACACGAAGACCAGAAAAAGUAUUGCUGAAGCGAGACAUGCAGAGGGCAGGUGGCUAGUUGAGAACGACGAACAUAGUACGGAAGAGGCUGAGAAGAUCAUUACGCGUUUGUUAGCACGGAGAGGGGAUAAGCAAUGA